AUGGAGGAUGCCUCGGAAGAACAGGAAAAGCCAAAAACCAGAAUUUGGUAUUGCAGCACUGUCUGGUGUGAAGCCAGAGUUUUUAAACUUAGCAAGAAAACAGCCAUACAGUCUAUAGAGGCGAAACUUAAGAUGAUGGAAAAUAUGAAAGCCGGUGAUGACUUUGUUAUCAACAGGUUGGCCGCUAACGAAGCCCCAGUCAUCACUCAGUAUCAAACAAAACAACACCAGCCCCCAAAUAAGACUAUUAGCUCAUUCAGAAAGGCGACAUCCUUACCAUAA
Molecule: messenger RNA, 282 nt
Organism: Danaus chrysippus (African queen)
Lineage: Eukaryota; Metazoa; Arthropoda; Insecta; Lepidoptera; Nymphalidae
Source: the annotation of a GenBank genome assembly